CCUCAAAAUUAAUCAUGUAUCACUUUUUUUUAUCAUUUUAUACUCACAAGCAAAAAUAACUCAUAAUUAAACGUCUUUUAUAUUGAAUCAAUUUGAAGACUUGAUAUAAAGUUGGGCCUAGUUAGACUUAAGAGUUAGAUUUGGUGUUGUAGAAAAAGUAGUAAACGCUGGUUGUUUAUCGUACUGGAUAGUCUAUGCUGUAUACUGUCGCUGAUUUAAUGGUUUAUUACCAUCAAUUGCUGAAAAGUCAACAAAAUUAAAUUCCAUAGGAUUAUAAAGAAGCAGAACAUCACAUGAAAUGGAAGAAGAACAAGAUCCUGCUACAAUGACUACAAGCUUUUCAGACCUAGACCUUCAAUUGUCCCAAGAGACAAUGAAACAAAUGUGGGAAGAACUGGAGAAACUGUCCCCAAAUGGGUCCUUCACAACAGUAGUAGAUCAAACUACCAUGGGACGUGGAGGUCCUGAGGAUGAGGAAUUUGUUGAAUGUGAUAAGUUUGUUAUAGAUCAGCACAUUUAUGCUCAGCAGGUAGAAAAUGUGGUUUCACCAAAUGGCGUUAACCCAUCUACAUCAGUUGGCACUCAUACAGAUUUUCCGAAUGGAAUAAUUCAUAUGGAUUUCCCAGAGAUUUCUCAUUUACAGCCUGUCUUUACUCAGCAGGAACAAUUCCAGCAGACACGUGCCUCUUGUGCUCUGCCUGCUACGGAUAACUGGCCGGGACAGUAUGGUUUUUCUGUGUCUUUUGGCCCCCAGGAAAAACCAACAAAGAGCACGGCCUGGACGUACUCAGAAGUGAAGGACAAACUGUAUGUAAAUAUGGGAACUGCUUGUCCUGUGAGAUUUCAUACUACCCACCCUACACAACGUGGCACUAUUCUUAGAUGUAUGGCUGUAUUCACCAAACCAGAGUAUGUUACUGAAGUAGUUAAACGCUGCUUGAACCAUUCAAGUCCAGGAGACAUGACCAAUGAAAAUCAUCCUGCUCCUGAACAUCUGAUUCGUUGUGAUAGUCCACAGUCCCACUACUUGAUUGACUUUAACACUGGAAGGCAUUCAGUCACAGUACCUUUUGAAAACCCACAAGCUGGAAUGUUUUACACAACUUACCUUUACAAGUUCAUGUGCCUUGGAAGCUGUGUGGGAGGACUAAAUCGACGACCAAUAAAAAUCAUCUUUACUCUUGAGAAUGAACAUGGCUUAUGUGUGGGUCGUCGAUCAUUGGAAGUGAGGAUUUGUGCUUGUCCUGGAAGAGAUCGCAGAAUUGAAGAAAAGCACUUUGAACAGCAACGGGAUCACAGUCACAAGGUGUUGGGGAAGCUGUUAAACGUACAGCUGCAAAGAUACGUCAUGAAUUAAUGACUGUAGCUCCAGCUCCAAAGAAACUCAAGACAAACAGUGAAGAUGAUGAAAUCUUUAAUAUUAAGGUCAGAGGACGAAGGAACUAUGAACUUCUCUGUACAAUGCGAGAUGCACUGGAAAGACAAAGGUAUCUCACUCCUGAGCAAAUGAGAGCAUACCAGCAUGAAAAGGGGUUGUACACGAGCAAACCCAAAAAGAAAAACACUAGGAUUUCUUCUGAAGAAGAAACAGAGUAGACUGUAUCUAAGAAGAAACACUAGAUGGCUCUGAAUGAAAGAAAAUAGACUUGACUGUUUCUCCAUUACAUUCAAUUAUUUUAAUGACUAUAUACUUGAUACGUUAGUCAGAAGUGAUUCAAAGGUCAUGGCAAUAAGCAUUUUGAACUAAUUUAGUUUAAAUAUGCAUUUGAAGCUUUAUGCAGUACAACCUGAAUUUCAUAUCCAAUGCAUGUCUUUGUUUUAUGACUGUGGUUGAUUUGCUAAGAGUCAUGGUCAUAGAUCUGUACAUGUAUUUUCUUUAAUUCAUAUAUUUGUUUUUCUUUGUUUGGUAAUCUUUCUUUAUAAAUAAGGCAAAUAUAUUAACCUAGAAAUGCAGUGUUAUAUUUUAUAUGCUUUUUGUUUUUGUUUACUUGAACUGUAUGUGGUAUAUGUUCCUUUACUUAAUGAUAAUAACAAGUAAUGAAUGGAUAAAUAGUUUGUAAUUCCCCGCUAUUAUUUUACUAGUAAUAUGUAGAUUGAAUGUCUCAUUUCACAGCAGUAACAUAGAACCAACUUUGCAGCAAAAUGUUUUUGUUUUUAACAAUUUGUUUUAGGUUCCAGAAAUAUAUAAAAAGUUAUUGUAAUGGAUAUUAAUAUUGUUGGGCCAGUAACAAAGAGUAUGAAUUUAAUGUAUUAAAAUCUUGCUUUAAUAAAUUCUUUUUUUCUUUCAAACUGUGGAACUGAAAGUACAAGUACUUAAUUGACUAAAACAAAGUGUACUUGUCUUUUCAUCACAUAUUUCUCCAGUAAAAAUACUAAGAAUAGGUGAACUGAUUUCUUAACUUUGCUGAAGGUGACUUAGUUAUUUUCUGUUUGAUCUAAAAAGUAGAUAUUUUUGUGAUAGCUACAUUAUAUUAGCUUGUUUCUAUGACCUGCAUAAAGGUUUUAUACAAUUGACCAUAAGUAGCAGCUGUUAUUUAAAAGAUGAAUCAACUUCCUUAUGAUUGGAAAUUACAUAAGUUUUUUUUCAUUGGGUCUAAAGUAAUGACUGAUAUAAUAAUGAUGUAAUGACUGCUACAUGAUCAUCUUUUUGUUUUAUUCAUUGUGUCCAAAGUAGCAGCUUGUUUAUCAACAGUAUUUAACAAGAUGGAAAAAAUUAGUGCUAUGUUACUGUUUUAAAUGCUU
Molecule: messenger RNA, 2742 nt
Organism: Limulus polyphemus (Atlantic horseshoe crab)
Lineage: Eukaryota; Metazoa; Arthropoda; Merostomata; Xiphosura; Limulidae
Product: cellular tumor antigen p53-like
Exons: 13
Coding region: 299-1357 (352 amino acids)
Biological process (GO): regulation of transcription by RNA polymerase II; apoptotic process
Cellular component (GO): nucleus
Molecular function (GO): DNA-binding transcription factor activity, RNA polymerase II-specific; RNA polymerase II cis-regulatory region sequence-specific DNA binding
Source: RefSeq, a predicted model, not a curated record